Pipistrellus nathusii (Nathusius's pipistrelle) is the source of this 681-nucleotide messenger RNA. The record is from the annotation of a GenBank genome assembly. Lineage: Eukaryota; Metazoa; Chordata; Mammalia; Chiroptera; Vespertilionidae.
AUGGCCAGCUCGGCGCUGCAGUGGCUGGGCCUGCUGCUGGGCGGGGCGGGCGCGGUGGGCACGGUGGCGGUGACCAUCAUGCCGCAGUGGAAGGUGUCUGCCUUCAUCGGCAGCAACAUCGUGGUGUUCGAGACGCUGUGGGAGGGGCUGUGGAUGAGCUGCCGCAGCCACACGGGCCUCCGGCUGCAGUGCAAGGUGUACGACUCGCUGCUGGCGCUGCCCGCCGACCUGCAGGCGGCCCGCGGGCUGCUGUGCGCGGCCUGCGUCCUGGCCGCCCUGGCCGCGCUGGCCGCCGCCCUCGGCAUGCGCUGCUCCCGCUGUGCUGCGGCCGAGGCCAAGGCCCGGGGCGCCGCGCUGCUGGCCGCCGGCGUGCUGUUCGUGGUGGUGGGCGUGGCGGUGCUGGCGCCCGUGAGCUGGGUGGCCGCGGCCAUCGUCCGGGACUUCUACGACCCCACGCUGGACGACGGCCGCAAGCGGGAGCUGGGCGAGGCGCUGUACCUGGGCUGGGCGUCCGCGCUGCUGCUCGUGGCCGGGGGCGCCGUGCUGGCCUGCGUGGCCCACGGCCCCGCGGAGGCCGGGGGCCCCCGGUACCGCCUGCCCGCCCGCCGCGCCGCCCCCCGGAGCUGGGCCUCGGAGAGGAAGCCUCCGGGCAGCCUGCCCUCCCGCAGCCAGUACGUGUAG